This is a messenger RNA of Nothoprocta perdicaria, 1917 nucleotides long. RefSeq names its product Sp1 transcription factor (gene SP1). Bases 19 to 1917 code for a protein of 632 amino acids. Gene Ontology annotation, biological process: regulation of transcription by RNA polymerase II. Gene Ontology annotation, molecular function: RNA polymerase II cis-regulatory region sequence-specific DNA binding; DNA-binding transcription factor activity, RNA polymerase II-specific. The record is from RefSeq and is a predicted model, not a curated record. The transcript has 7 exons. NCBI's taxonomy places the organism in Eukaryota, Metazoa, Chordata, Aves, Tinamiformes, Tinamidae.
CAGGAGGGCCCCGAGGAGAUGGCGCCGGUGAAGGCCGAGAAGGGCGACGGCGACGCCAGCAGCACCAGCAGCGGCGCCGAGGCCCAGGAGUCGCAGCCGUCGCCGCUGGCGCUGCUGGCGGCCACGUGCAGCCGCAUCGAGUCUCCCACGGAGAAUUCGGAGGGCUCGCAGGGCGCGGCGGGCGGCGCGGGCGAGCUGGACCUGUCGGCGGCGGCCGCGCAGCUGGCGCCCUCGCCCAACGGCUGGCAGCUCCUGGCCGGCGGCUCCGGCACGCCGACCCCGUCCAAGGAUGCCGGCGGCGACGCCAAGAGCCGCCCCGUCAGCGCCGGGCCCUACGUGGUGGCCGCCUCCAACCUGCAGAACCAGCAGGUGCUGGCGGGGCUGCCGGGGGUGCUGCCCAACAUCCAGUACCAGGUGAUCCCGCAGUUCCAGACGCUCGACGGGCAGCAGCUGCAGUUCGCGGCGGCCGCGGCGCCGGCGCCGGCGACGCAGGUCAACGUGCAGCAGGACGCGGCGGGGCAGCUGCAGCUGGUGCCCGGCGCCAACCAGCAGCUGCUGGCGGGGCGCGCGGGCGCCGGCAACCUGCUGGCCAUGCCCAACCUGCUGCAGCCGGCCGUGCCGCUGCAGGGCGUGGGGCUGCCGGGCAGCGCGCAGUACGUGGCCAACGUGCCCGUGGCGCUCAACGGCAACAUCACCCUGCUGCCCGUGAGCAGCGUGGCGGGCGCCGCGGCGGCGCCGCUGCCCGGCGCGCAGCAGAAGGAGGGCGAUGCGGCCGCGCAGCAGCAGCAGCAACAGCUCCUGCUGCAGCCGCAGCUGGUGCAGGGCGGGCAGGCGCUGCAGGCGCUGCAGCCGGCGCCGCUGGCGGGCCAGAGCUUUGCCGGGCAGGCCCUGGCGCAGGACGCGCUGCAGAACCUGCAGCUGCAGGCGCUGCCCAACUCGGGGCCCAUCCUCAUCCGCACGCCCACGGUGGGGCCCAACGGGCAGGUGAGCUGGCAGACCAUCCAGCUGCAGAACGUGCAGGUGCAGAACGCGCAGGCGCAGACUAUCACGCUGGCCCCCGUGCAGGGGGUGUCGCUGGCGCCCACGGGCGCCACCAGCACCACGCUGGCCCCCAUCGCCUCGCUGCCCGGCGGCACCGUCACCGUCAACGCGGCGCAGCUCUCCUCCGUGCCCGGCCUCCAGACCAUCAACCUCAGUGCCUUGGGAGCGUCCGGCAUCCAGGUGCACCAGCUGCAGGGGCUGCCGCUGGCCAUCGCCAACACCGCCGGGGAGCCCGGCGGCGCGCUGGGGCUGCCCGGCGGCGGCGGCGGCGGCGACGAGGAGAGCGCGGCCGCCGAGGACGGCGACGGCAGCCCGGAGCCGCAGGCGCCGCAGAGCCGCAAGGUGCGGCGCGAGGCCUGCACCUGCCCCUACUGCAAGGACAACGAGGGGAGGAGCACCAGCGACCCCGGCAAGAAGAAGCAGCACAUCUGCCACAUCCCGGGCUGCGGCAAGGUGUACGGCAAGACGUCGCACCUGCGCGCCCACCUGCGCUGGCACACGGGCGAGCGCCCCUUCGAGUGCACCUGGGUGCUCUGCGGCAAGCGCUUCACCCGCUCCGACGAGCUGCAGCGGCACAAGCGCACGCACACCGGUAGCCUUCGACGCCAUCAUGCCUUGAAAAGUCGGGAUGAGCGGAGACGGGAGCGCCCCGUCGGAAAGGCGGCUGUGGAUGAGCUGGAGGUUAGAGCUGGAAAAGGCACCGGAAAGCGGGAGCAGGCGCAGUCCGCGGUGAUCCCUGUGGAUCCCCGAUCCAGGUGGGAGUUGGGAACGGGGAUCCCGCUCCAUGUGCACCUGGAGCUGCCGACUCCGGCUCCGGGCUCCAGCGCAGGAGUCCCGGAGCCCGGGCGGAUGCAGAACCGCAUCCGGAACGGUUGA